AUGUCAGACCAAAUUGACAUUCUUCUCUACGGCCUAGGCGCCAUUGGCUCUUUCUAUGCCUUCAUCCUAAAUCGUUCCGACCGUGUACGGUUAACGGUGGUUGCGAGGUCAAAUUACGAUGCAGUGCUCGCAAAUGGAAUCACCAUCAACAGCGAAAACCAUGGCCAGCAUAACUUCCGUCCCUACAAAGUUGUCAGAUCUCCCGAAGAGGCAUCUGCCAUGGACUACGUCGUUUGCGCGCACAAAGCCAUCGAUCAAGACGAGGUAGUGGCCCAGUUGAACCCCGUCGUAGACCCUAGCCGAACCACGAUCGUGGUAAUCCAGAACGGCGUUGGCAAUGAGGAGCCAUUCCGGAAGCAGUUUCCCCAAAAUUCGAUUCUUACCUGCGUGACCUGGGUGGGAGCUAUACAAAGCAGUCCCGGCGUCGUGAAACACACCAAAUCCGAGGAUAUGCAGAUUGGCCUCUUCCCCAAUGCCCAGCUCGACAGCUCCAUCGAGAAGCAACGCCUCGAUACCUUUGCCGACCUCCUCCGACACGGUCGGACCCGCUUCAAAGUCCUCGAAAACAUGCAGCAACAACGAUGGGAGAAGGUUGUGUGGAACGCGGCGUGGAACUCGUUAACCACGCUGACGAUGGUCGAUACGCAAACCUGGCUACACUCGUCGCCCGAUGCGGAGCCUUUUACUCGCUCGCUGAUGCGAGAAGUCAUUACCAUCGCGCGUGCUUGUGGUGUGCCAUUGGAGGACGAGUUGGUUGAUCAGCUGAUGGAUAAGAUCAAUGCGAUGCCUGGCAUUGGGAGUAGUAUGCAGACGGAUUGCAAGUCUGGCAGGCCAAUGGAGAUUGACGUGAUCCUGGGCUUUCCCGUACGCAAGGCCAGAGAGCUGGGUAUCUCCGCGCCAUAUCUAGAGGCCAUCUAUGUCAUUUUGCGAGCUGUGGAUGGUCGACUGCGUGCUGCACUGUAA
This is a messenger RNA of Penicillium brasilianum, 963 nucleotides long. Lineage: Eukaryota; Fungi; Ascomycota; Eurotiomycetes; Eurotiales; Aspergillaceae. The record is from the annotation of a GenBank genome assembly.